AUGUCUGGAAGUUACUGGACAUCUAUGCAGCGACUGCAAUGGCAGUACUCGAAGUCAUCUCUGGCGAAAGAGAGACAGAAAUUGUGGCUUCUAGAGUGUCAAUUGUUUCCACAAGGUUUGAAUAUUGUCAUGGAUUCUAAACAGAAUGGUCAAGAAAUUGCCACGGCAAAGAAUAUACCUAUUGUACACAGAGACUUACACUACGAUAAGGAUUAUAAUUUGAGGAUAUAUUGCUAUUUCCUCAUUAUGAAACUGGGAAGAAGACUGAAUAUUAGACAAUUGGCUUUGGCUACCGCCCAUGUGUAUCUUUCCCGAUUUCUCCUAAAGGCUUCCAUCCGUGAGGUUAAUUUGUAUUUAUUAGUGACCACAUGUGUCUACCUGGCUUGUAAAGUCGAAGAAUGCCCUCAGUACAUUAGAACCUUGGUCAGUGAGGCAAGAUCUCUAUGGCCUGAAUUCGUACCGCCUGACCCAACAAGGGUCACUGAAUUCGAAUUCUACCUCAUUGAAGAAUUACAAAGUUAUCUCAUUGUACACCAUCCUUACAGAUCCAUGGAACAGAUCGUUCAAGCUUUAAAUGAGCCGGCAUACAAUUUGAAACUUUCGCCGGAUGAUAUUCAAAAUUGUUGGUCGUUGAUCAACGACAGUUAUAUCACCGACAUCCAUCUGACUUCUCCACCACAUAUCAUCGCCAUGGCAUGUGUAUUUAUCGCUGUGUCCACGCAGGGAGAUAAAUCUAUCAAAUCGAUGAUCUCCCAAGAGGCUAUGACUUCUCAACAAGAAACAUUCAACAGGUUCAUGGCGGAGUCUCAAGUAGACCUCGAAGAAGUAAUGGACGCCAUCCAAGAACUCAUUACCCUCUACGAUCAUUGGGACAAGUACCACGAGCCCUGGAUCAAAUUCCUCUUACAUACCCUCUACUUAAGACCCUCUAGUCCCUUCCCGCAACAGGCUACAGGUACAACUACUAAUGGAUCGAUCACAAACAGCCUCCCAACUUGA
Kazachstania africana CBS 2517 is the source of this 999-nucleotide messenger RNA. RefSeq names its product cyclin-dependent protein serine/threonine kinase regulator SSN8 (gene SSN8). Gene Ontology annotation, biological process: positive regulation of transcription by RNA polymerase II. Gene Ontology annotation, molecular function: cyclin-dependent protein serine/threonine kinase regulator activity. NCBI's taxonomy places the organism in Eukaryota, Fungi, Ascomycota, Saccharomycetes, Saccharomycetales, Saccharomycetaceae. The record is from RefSeq and is a predicted model, not a curated record. The coding region runs from base 1 to 999 and encodes 332 amino acids. Gene Ontology annotation, cellular component: nucleus; mediator complex. The transcript has a single exon.